This is a messenger RNA of Gossypium arboreum, 2384 nucleotides long. Its product is annotated as DEAD-box ATP-dependent RNA helicase 20-like. The transcript has 10 exons. Gene Ontology annotation, molecular function: RNA helicase activity; ATP binding; RNA binding. The record is from RefSeq and is a predicted model, not a curated record. Lineage: Eukaryota; Viridiplantae; Streptophyta; Magnoliopsida; Malvales; Malvaceae. The coding region runs from base 217 to 2088 and encodes 623 amino acids.
AAUUCUCACCCUUAUUCCUUCCCAGCCCAACAUAUAACAAUCAGCUAGGUCAUAUUUCACACAACUCAGUCCGGGCCUUUCCGUCGCUCCCAAAUUCGGAGCUUUCAAAAAAAACAAAAAACUCCCAACUCGGAAACCAGUGUUUUCUAUUUUUUAAUAUUAAAAUCUUCUUUUUUCUUGAAAUAACUCUUCUUUGAAUUUUUGUUUACGGCCCCAAUGACUCCUUACGACCGAAGAUAUGGCGACCCCCAAUCUUACCGUCAGCGUAGAAGUGAUUUUAUGGGCCAACCGCCUCCGGUAGGUCCAACUACUAUGGGUCCAGGAAUGGCCAUGCCUUCCUCUUACCCCCGCGGCGGACAAAUUCCUUACGGUGGCCCUCCUACAGCGCACCCUCCGUCUUUUCAUGGAAGAGUUCACGGGCCCGUCCGAGGUCAAGGGGAUUUCGAUUCGUACUCGAGCUUCCGGCCACCCGUGGGAAGAUUCGAGAUGGGCCGCGGUGGGGACAUAGGUCAUUCUCAUGCAGACAGGAGAAGUGAUGGGAUAAGAGGUCGUGAAGCCGGCCGUGGUGGAGGCGGUAGAGGCGGUGGUGGCCGUGGCGGCGGCGGAAGAGGUUAUGGAGGGAGGCACGGAGGGUCCUCUAGAGGGGAUUUAGACAAUGUUUCGCUUCCAAGGCAAAAUUUUGGCAAGUUGGUUCCUUUUGAGAAGAACUUUUAUAUCGAAAGUCCUGCAGUUAGAGAAAUGACAGAGCAAGAAGUAAUGUUUUAUCGUAGAACACGGGACAUUACAGUUCAAGGACAUGAUGUUCCAAAACCGAUAAGGAUGUUCCGUGAUGCCAAUUUUCCUGAUUACUGUCUUGAGGUGAUUGCCAAUUUGGGUUUUGUUGAGCCAACUCCAAUUCAAGCUCAGGGCUGGCCUAUGGCUUUAAAGGGUAAAGAUCUAAUUGGGAUUGCUGAGACUGGUUCUGGAAAAACACUGGCAUACUUACUGCCAGCAUUGGUGCAUGUUAAUGCACAGCCACGAUUGGUGCAUGGUGAGGGUCCUAUUGUAUUAAUAUUAGCACCUACGAGGGAGUUGGCUGUUCAAAUUCAAGAAGAAGCUGCAAAGUUUGCAAAUCAUGCUAACAUAAGGAGUACUUGCAUCUAUGGUGGUGCUCCUAAGGGACCACAAAUUAGGGAUCUUAAAAGAGGUGUUGAGAUUGUAAUUGCCACACCUGGUCGACUGAUAGAUAUGCUAGAAGCUCAAAACACAAACUUGAAAAGAGUGACUUACCUUGUUCUGGAUGAAGCUGAUAGAAUGUUGGACAUGGGGUUUGAGCCUCAAAUAAGAAAGAUUGUUUCUCAGAUUCGACCUGAUAGACAAACAUUGUACUGGAGUGCAACGUGGCCUAAAGAAGUUGAAUCUUUAGCAAGGCAGUUUUUAAGCAACCCAUAUAAGGUUAUCAUUGGAUCACCUGAUCUGAAAGCAAACCAAUCUAUUAACCAAGUUGUUGAAGUCAUAACAGAUCCAGAAAAGUACAACAGGCUAAUCAAAUUGCUGAAGGAUCUGAUGGAUGGGAACCGAAUACUAAUAUUCAUGGAGACAAAGAAGGGAUGUGACCAAGUUACUAGGCAGCUCAGAAUGGAUGGAUGGCCUGCCCUGUCCAUCCAUGGUGAUAAAAACCAGGCUGAAAGAGAUUGGGUCCUGGCUGAAUUUAAAAGUGGCCGAAGUCCUAUAAUGACUGCCACUGAUGUGGCUGCACGGGGUCUUGAUGUAAAGGACAUAAAGUGUGUGAUCAACUACGAUUUUCCUUCGAGUCUGGAGGAUUAUGUACAUAGGAUUGGUAGAACUGGUCGAGCAGGGGCUAAGGGAACUGCUUUUACCUUCUUCACACAGGCAAAUGCAAAGUAUGCUAGGGACCUUAUCAAGCUCCUGCAAGAUGCUGGGCAGGUUGUCUCCCCCGCAUUGUCUACAUUGGCUCGUUCUGCAGGUUCGAAGUUUGGAGGUUCUGGAGGAAACUUUCGCUCCCGAGGACGCGGCGGCUAUGGUAACCGGGCUAUGAUAUCAGGAUCAAAUGCUGUAUCUCUCGGUGCAAAGAAGAGACCCUGGUAGUUUCAGCCUACGAGUUGGUGCUGUGCUAUGUGCCCCAGGAAAAAAAAAAAGACCACUUGAGGGUUUGUUAAAGGAAAUUAUCCUAGUGUUGUGUAGGAUGUUUAGGUUUCACAGAUUCUAUUGGAUUUCAAUUCAGUUUAUUAUAUUAUGUUGUUAAGCUUUACAAAUAAACAGAUAGAAGAUGUUAGUUUGGCAGUUAAACUAAUUGUAGAUAGAUUGCUUCCUCACUGGGUUUGUGCAGUCUGUUUAACAAAAUCAUUAUACAAUUUCAGAAUAGAAAUUUGAAUUUGCAAAGA